Messenger RNA from Cercocebus atys (sooty mangabey), 5898 nucleotides. It is a transcript of the gene FPGT, whose product is annotated as fucose-1-phosphate guanylyltransferase. The record is from RefSeq and is a predicted model, not a curated record. Gene Ontology annotation, molecular function: transferase activity, transferring phosphorus-containing groups. NCBI's taxonomy places the organism in Eukaryota, Metazoa, Chordata, Mammalia, Primates, Cercopithecidae. The transcript has 4 exons. The coding region runs from base 22 to 1845 and encodes 607 amino acids.
CAGCGGCGCACCCCAGGGCGCAUGCGUGCUGUGCAGCGCGGUCUCAGGGAAGGUGGGGCUAUGGCAGCUGCUAGGGACCCUCCGGAAGUAUCGCUGCGAGAAGCCACCCAGCGAAAAUUGCGGAGGUUUUCCGAGCUGAGAGGCAAACUGGUAGCGCCUGGAGAAUUCUGGGACAUAGUUGCAAUAACAGCGGCUGAUGAAAAACAGGAACUUGCUUACAACCACCAGCUGUCAGAAAAGCUGAAAAGAAAGGAGUUACCCCUUGGAGUUCAGUAUCACGUUUUUGUAGAUCCUGCUGGAGCCAAAAUUGGAAAUGGAGGAUCAACACUUUGUGCCCUUCAACGUUUGGAAAAGCUAUAUGGAGAUAAAUGGAAUUCUUUUAUCAUCCUAUUGAUUCACUCUGGUGGCUACAGUCAACGACUUCCAAAUGCAAGUGCUCUGGGAAAAAUUUUCACUGCUUUACCUCUUGGUAACCCCAUUUAUCAGAUGCUAGAAUUAAAACUAGCCAUGUACAUUGAUUUCCCCUUACAUAUGAAUCCUGGAAUUUUGGUAACCUGUGCAGAUGAUAUUGAACUUUAUAGUAUUGGAGAAUUUGAGUUUAUUAGGUUUGACAAACCUGGCUUUACCGCUUUAGCUCAUCCUUCUACUUUGACGAUAGGUACCACACAUGGAGUAUUUGUCUUAGAUCCUUUUGAUGAUUUAAAACAUAGAGACCUUGAAUACAGAUCUUGCCAUCGUUUCCUUCAUAAGCCCAGCAUAGAAAAGAUGUAUCAAUUUAAUGCUGUGUGUAGACCUGGAAUUUUUUGUCAACAGGACUUUGCUGCGGGUGACAUCGCCGAUCUUAAAGUAGACUCUGACUAUGUCUACACAGAUAGCCUAUUUUAUAUGGAUCAUAAAUCAGCAAAAAUGUUACUUGCUUUUUAUGAAAAAAUAGGCACACUGAGCUGUGAAAUAGAUGCCUAUGGUGACUUUCUACAGGCUUUAGGACCUGGAGCAACUGUGGAGUACACCAGAAACACAUCAAAUGUCGUUAAAGAAGGGUCAGAGUUGGUAGAAAUGAGGCAGAGAAUAUUUCAUCUUCUUAAAGGAACAUCACUAAAUGUUGUUGUUCUUAAUAACUCCAAAUUUUAUCACAUUGGAACAACCGAAGAAUAUUUGUUUUACUUUACCUCAGAUAACAGUUUAAAGUCAGAGCUCGGCUUACAGUCCAUAACUUUUAGUAUCUUUCCAGAUAUACCAGAAUGCUCUUGCAAAACAUCCUGUAUCAUUCAAAGCAUACUGGAUUCAAGAUGUUCUGUAGCACCUGGCUCAGUUGUGGAGUAUUCUAGAUUGGGGCCUGAUGUUUCAGUUGGGGAAAACUGCAUUAUUAGUGGUUCUUAUAUCCUAACAAAAGCUGCCCUCCCUGCACAUUCUUUUGUGUGUUCCUUAAGUUUAAAGAUGAAUAGAUGCUUAAAGUAUUCAACUAUGGCAUUUGGAGUGGAAGACAACUUGAAAAAGAGUGUGAAAACAUUGUCAGAUAUAAAGUUACUUCAAUUCUUUGGAGUCUGUUUCCUGUCAUGCUUAGAUGUUUGGAAUCUUAAAGUUACAGAGGAACUGUUCUCUGGUAACAAGACAUGUCUGAGUUUGUGGACUGCACGUAUUUUCCCAGUUUGUUCUUCUUUGAGUGAUUCAGUUACAACAUCCCUAAAGAUGUUAAAUGCUGUUAAGAACAAGUCAGCAUUCAGCCUGAAUAGCUAUAAGUUGUUGUCCAUUGAAGAAAUGCUUAUCUACAAAGAUGUAGAAGAUAUGAUAACUUACAGGGAACAAAUUUUUCUAGAAAUCAGUUUAAAAAGCAAUUUGAUUUAGAGACAUUUUAAAUAUUGUACACUUUGCCUUUUUGAGUAACAUUCCCGAGAUAGGUAUUUUCUGUAGGCUGUUUCACUGAACUCAAUUAAUGAAAAUUAUGUUAAUGUAAUUCCUGUAGCAUAAUAAUAAUAGCACAAAAGUACAUAUAAAUCAUUUUUGAAGAAAAAUAUUUCAAGACUAAGUUGAGAAAAUAGCUAUUUUUUGGAUGUGUAUCAGUAUUUUAGUUUUUAAUAAUGAUUGAUUUGUGGAGCACUGUUUUUUCACAUAGUUUUAAAGGUAAUUUUCUAAGCAUAUCUUUAGAAUUUUUCCAUCUUUUUUGAGGCUUUUGAUCCAGUGAAGUUCUAAGUAUUCACUGGCACUUCUCUCCUGAACUGUAAUUCUAUUUUGAAUAAUAAAAAUGGCAUACUGUAGGAUGUUCAGAGUAGUGUAGGAAUACUGUAGAAAUACUUUUUCAGAAACAAAUCCAUAGCUGAAACAUUCACUGAGUGCCCAAUAUAUUGUGAUUAUUUUAGUUGAUAAAUAACUAGAUACAAAGACCUCUGAAAUUGAUGAUAAAAUUCAUAUCUCAUUAAUUUUAUCAAAAUGAAACUAAAAGUACAUAUGUAUUAUACACUUGAACAUGUGUUUGUGUAUCUUUAAAUUUUUCCUUUAUGUUCCAUUCCAUAGGAAAACACAUACAUAUGCGCACAAAACUCAGUUAUCUGUGGGGAAAGUGGUAGUAAUAAUUGAAAUUCAUCAAUAAUCACAUAAUUUCACUAUAGACUUUACUUGUAUUAUCUCCUGUCAGUCCUUCUAACAAAACUGAAAUUACCAAAUGAACUGAAUUGACUUUUCAUCUUAUUUUUUAUCCACACACUGGUGAUGCUGAGAAACAAUAAUUGGUCCAAAUGCAGACAUCAAGAAGCAGGCAGGAAAAUGGAAAAACUUAGAUAAUACACAGAUGAUAAAGUUUCAAGAAAAUAAAAAUUGGCUGGAAUCUCAAGUUAUGUGUUUCUAUAUUGGUGUAAGCAUAUAAGUGAAAAGUCUUUGUACUACAGUGUAAUAGAGAAAAGAUUUGUCAGUGUGUGUUUUUUUUAAUGAAAUAAUUAGCCUGUGCUACUUUAUGUCAAUGUAAAAAUUGGUAAACUAGAAGUAAAUUGUCCACAACCCUCAGUUAUGAUACUUGUGUUUGUGUUUUUUUUUUUUUUUUCCAAAGUUUUUCCCAAGGAUAAGAUACAAAUACAUGGUAGCUAUUGUUUAAAAAUGAUUGAUUUACUUGCAGAUUUUUCAGAGGAUGUUAUAUGUUUGUCAUUCACUAAAUGUUCAGAAUUGUAGUUUUACCAAAUCUGAAGUGCCAUCAAUUAUAAGAAUCACCAUUAUUUUAUGUUGCAUUAAGAAAAACACAAUAAAACAUGACACAAUGCUUUGUUACUUGAAAUUUUCAUAUUUAUUGGAGAUCUCUUUUAGUUGUUUUUAAAUACAGAUUUUUAUUUAACCCUCUUGCAUAUACAUAUCAAAUAACAAAAAAGUGAAAUAUUGAAUGAAUGUACAUAUAAAAUAACAAAAAAGUAAAAUAUUGAGAUAUCAUCAAGAAAUUUCUACAGCUUCACAUUCAAACUCUUCAGCACUUUCAGAGCUAUUGAUAUGCAUACGUCCACCUAGUACCUUCUGUGCUUUCAGAGUUAUUGGUAAGGCUGUAUUUCCUGAGUGCUCUUACCACACUUAUGUCUGGAUUUUUUUUUUACCUAACUGCAGACCCACACUUGUGCAAGUUUUGAUACCCUUCUGUUUGACAAAACUCAGUUUCACUUUUGCUUCAGUUUAAUCACAGGUCCUUAGAAGAUCAGACCUGUGAUUGAUUUGUCACAAAUUGAUGAUCAUAUUAACAUGUUAAUAUUAAAAUUAUUGUUUGGUAAACCAGAAGUGACCAUCUGAAGCCCUCAAAUAUGGUAUUUGUGUGUUUAUUUUUUCUUUUUCAAGAUUCUUUUUAAAGAAAAUAUAUGAUAGCUGUUGUUUAACAUUUAUUUACUUACAGAGUGUUCAGAGGAUGUUAUGUGUUUAUUAAGUGCUCACUACUGUAUUUUACCUAAUCUGAAUUUUAACCAUAAUCCUGCACAGUGCAUGGAUUCCAGUUGCUUUGAAAUGGUUCUGUUCAAAGGACUUAUCAAGGUCUCUUGCUCUGAGAUGUAUUGCUUGGUGUAUAGUAGCACACACAUACCACCAAUAGUGUACCUAAUUCAACUGAAAUGACAGUCAUAUACACAGAUAUGACCAAGUUCACAUGUGAGCAAGUAACAACUCCAUGACUAUUGCUGCCUGACUAAUAGCUAUUAUACUAUCAUUUGUAAGGCACAUUCUGUUUUCUGGGAUAUCGAAAUGUGGAGAAAAAAAGAUGAAUUAGGAAAUGAUUCUAACCUAAAUGUGUGUUUUAAUAAAAGGAUCUAGGGAAAAAAAAAAAAAAAAAAGUAAGUCACUCCUAAAUUUAAUCCCUGAAUGCAGUGUACAUGAUGAGAGAGAAGUAUAUUUUUGAUAAGAAGUAACUAAAUUUUGUAACAAUCUUAAUUUUUCAGGCUUUUCAUUUAGUCUCCCAAUAAAGAUUCGUUUUUUUCUGAAUUUUAUCAGCAAUAGAAAAAUAAGACCUAAAUGGAUAAGUUUGAAAUUAAACAUUUUGUCUCAUUUUAUAAUUUUUAUUUUUAUAAAAUCAUGGCACUUACAUCAUAUACUCAGGUGUGUCAAAUCCUGCUAUUGUUUGUAACUAUAAUCCAUAAACUUAUUGAUGGUUUAAUAACUGUCAACAAGGGCAUGAGAAAAAUUCAACAUUUGGUAAUAAUCUUUUACCUUAGGCAUUUAUUCUCUAAGCAAAGCAGAAAUAAAAGAUAUAUAUCACUGUGUACUGAUUGAAAUAAAGCUUUAAAAAUCCAAGUGAUACUCUGAAAUUGUCAAAAGUUUGAUGGCAUGAAUCCAGGAUUAAUUCCCACAACCCCGGAUGAUCUAGACAUCUUCUGUAGCUACGCAGUACUCCUAAUGUUAAGAUUACCAAAUUCAGCAAUAAAGCCAAAAUCAAAACCGCCUCUUGUCACAUAUAGCUGUUAAGUAAACUACACAAAAUCAGAGUUGCUAUUUACAUACAUCAUGAUGCCUUCUGGACUUGAGCACCUUGGAGGCUCAGGAUUAAGGCACCUCAGUCUAACCUAGCAGAAUUACAAUGGAGAGAAGCGAAAACUCAUUAGUAGCUCAAAACCAGCUAAAGGAUUUCAGAUGCUCUUUUCCUUGUUCAUCUAAAUCAAGUCUUCAUCUGUGUCAAGAACUAAAUUGUUAAAGACCUUUUUAAUUUGCUUAGUGCAAGAAAAAUAAUAGCAACCAUAUAUCUAGUUAACUUGAGUCUUCUGUGCCUCUCAAUUUUGUUUAGACAAAGCCUAUUUCUAUUGAGGUUGAGAAACACAAUUCUAAUACUUAAUACAAUUAUUAACAUUCCUUGCAUUUAACUUCAUCAUAUUUUCCUUCCUCCAAUACUAGUGUGCCGCAAAUUCUGUAACAUAAUCACAUUCUUCAUGCCCCCAUUUAUCUGUAUAUACAGAAACUUCUGCUUAGGUUUUUUUAAUACAUAAUGAAAGUCUAGUCAUACCAGUUUGGUUGAAGAAUACUAGUUCUGUCCCUAGAAGAGCUGUCUACGUGAGCCAUAACAAACUGAACUUGCCACGUCAUUCAAACUUGCCAAUUUGGCUGUAGUUUAGUAGACGACAACUUUGGGUCAGGUUAAUAUUUGGGGAAAUGGAAUAAUAAAACCUGCUGAUUUUCCUACUGUAUUGAUACUUGGAGGAUUGGAGGUGUAGAGGGAAGAUGCCUGUAAAUGAGUGACUAUUAUCAACUACCUGCACAUCAACUUGAUUGUUGACACUUAUGUCUAAAGAUGUUCAUCCCAAGAGUAUUAUUGUGCAUGCAAGUAACUGAUUGAUACUAACAGAGUUAACAUUUUAUUUUGGGCUGCUUGGAUAAAUAGUCUAUCUUUUUGAAGCCUCUGGCUGCAGGAAUCUCUUAGCCAUCGCACAUAUAAAUUUCAACCAUUCACACAGA